Metopolophium dirhodum (rose-grain aphid) is the source of this 917-nucleotide messenger RNA. It is a transcript of the gene Coq7, whose product is annotated as 5-demethoxyubiquinone hydroxylase, mitochondrial. The record is from RefSeq and is a predicted model, not a curated record. Lineage: Eukaryota; Metazoa; Arthropoda; Insecta; Hemiptera; Aphididae. Gene Ontology annotation, biological process: regulation of gene expression; regulation of reactive oxygen species metabolic process; ubiquinone biosynthetic process. Gene Ontology annotation, molecular function: 3-demethoxyubiquinol 3-hydroxylase activity. Gene Ontology annotation, cellular component: nucleus; mitochondrial inner membrane. The coding region runs from base 260 to 835 and encodes 191 amino acids. The transcript has 4 exons.
CGCCGCCGCAGCCGCAGUGUGUGUCAUGUGUUGUUCGUGCGUGUGCCGCGUCGAUUACAUUACGAGAGAAGGUAACGGAAAACAAAACGGUCGCGCCCGGCCUGGCUGAGUAUACCGGUCCGAACGCGAGCUCGGGGGGGACCCACCGGUGUGGAAAUCGUCGUCGCGUGUGACAAGACGUUCCGCGGGGAGACCGAAUGAAAAAAAAAAAGCCCAAGUGGCGGCACGCAUGAUAGCAAACAGUAACAACUAAAUUAAGAUGGUUGUGCAAAAAAUUACAUUUUCGAGAAUAAUUUUCCAAAGAGGAUUGCAUGGUGCGAAUAAAAAAUUAGAUAGUCUCAUAAGAGUCAAUCAUGCUGGAGAACUUGGAGCUGAUCGUAUAUAUGCAGGGCAGAUGGCAGUGUUAGGAAACAGUAGUGUAGGUCCAAAGAUUAAAGAGAUGUGGGAACAAGAAAAAGUACAUAGAAAUAAAUUUGAACAACUUAUAAUUCAAAAUAGAGUGCGGCCAUCAUUGCUAUUUCCUUUAUGGCAUUGUGCCGGCUACGUACUUGGAGCUGGUACAGCACUUAUGGGUCCUAAAGCUGCUAUGGCUUGCACUGUUGCUGUGGAAACUGUUAUCGUAGAACACUACAAUGAUCAAUUGCGAGACCUGAUGAAUGAUCCCGAAUCUGACAAAGAGCUUCUUGAAACCAUUAAAAAGUUUAGGGAUGAAGAACAAGAACAUCACGAUUGUGGUAUUGAUCAUGGGGCUGAGCAAGCCCCAUUUUAUGAUGCAUUAACAAAAGUUAUAAAAACUGGGUGCAAAGUAGCUAUUGAAGUAGCAAAAAGAGUGUGAAGUUAUUAUCUAUAUGAAAUCAUAUUAUAAUCAUGGUUAAAUAUUUAAAUUAUGUAAUAUACUUUUAAAAGAUGAAUAUUUA